AGGGUUCCACACUUGCUUACUGCUUUAACUACUGUAGUCCCAUUAGCUGAAGACAAGGUGGUUACUCUAGUAUAGUGACCAUGUCUGUCGCAGCACACCCGCCCGUUCCUCCGCCGCCAGGAGACGAAGAACUGGCUGCUCUCUACAAUCAAGUCCUCAUCGGCUUUGCAGAAGAGUCACCAACAUCAGACCAGGGUUCGCAAAGGCUGCCGUCACCCGGUGAACGCGACCAUGAAACGGCUCGUAACCGCUUCACAGAUGAAGGUGGCGAUACACCUCAAUCAACACCUCUUCCACAACCACCACGAUCCUCAAAUCCCAUCUCUCCCAAGGUCGGUCUUCCUUCAUCCCCUCGAUCUCUGCCAAACCCCACAUCACCAACUGCGAGAGCCAAACGACCGCUGCCUCAAGUUCCUCCUCCACCACCGUUGCCUGGGACGAGUGCAGCUAUGACGUCUCCGUCCGCCUUUCCAGAGCCCCGUAUAUGGAAUGCGUCACCCGUGCCUCCCCCUCCUGAUAGAUCUAAGUACAAAAGUGGAGACUCUGGUCGCAGACUGCCUCAAACGCCAAUUGAUGCUGCGGCUGCUAAUGGUCACGCUCGCUAUGGCUCUUACAAUGCUAUACCAAUUGAUCCACGACCCAACUCGCGACAAAGCCCAAGCAUAAAUCGACCUGGUACCGGAUCAAGCUUUGCAGCGUCCGAGGCACCGUCUAUUUCCAUGCCUGUACCAGACGUGAAUGGCGGAAGCUCAUGGACAUCUCCCCGAAAUGAUUACUACUUCAAUGCAACGCCGGCUCAUCCUCAGCAUCAGCCUCACAACAUGCCGGCAUACCAGAAUGGCUUUGACGAGACCGGCUCUCGUUCACCAGACUCUCUCGAGGAUAUGUAUGCUAGUCCAGCUGCAUAUUCGAACCCCAUGUCGGAUUUGUUGCAGCCUGGUCGGAGUUACACACCUUCACAAUACGGCGCUCCUUCCAUUUAUGCACCCGACCUUGGCCGCUCUCAUUCUGCAGGUUCCGGUGCAUCGUCUGCACAACCGUAUGUCUCUGUUCAUCGCAACCCGUCUGCAGCGACCACACGUACCACGAACACGAACAUCUCAUCUCUAUUCACGGAGAACGACACGCUGAAUCCUCGUUCGGGGGCUUCGUACACAACACUUGACCGAGGUAACUCCGCUGGAUCCGGCUCAGACGGCAUGUAUUCGCAGCUGUUAUACAAACCGACUCCACCGCAGCAAGUAUACUCAAUUCCAGAACCGGUUUUUGACGCAGGCCCGUCGCAAGUGGCCGGCUCUAGUCGUGAGCGUUGGCGGGACAACGACAUCAUUCGUACUCUGGAGGACAUCAAGCGGCCACUGGAGUUACAUGAAGAUUAUGAUGAGGACUACUUCCCCGAAGACGAUCAGAGCGAGGAAGGCGACGAUCGCUUCUUCAACCCUGCAUUGCUAAGUCAUAUCGCUGUUAGGCUGAAGGACAAGGUGCCUCGAGGAACACAUGUGAAGGGUGGUAUUCCAUAUCCGCGUGCAUUCACUGGCAGAGACAUUGUCUCCACAAUCCAGUCCGUUAUUCAACGAGAACUACUUAUUACUCAUGGCAUCUCGACAAACGACCGACGCGCGGCGCUGCAAGUCGCACGAAGCUUGCAAUCGCAGCUGUUCUUUUACGAAGUCGAAUGGGGAGGGCGCGUGCUUCAGGAUGGUGUCGAAGACGUGUACAUGUUCCUGGACGACUUGGAAGGCGCGUCAGAUGCAAGGAUUGAACAAGAGGAGCUCCCGACUGGUGUUGUCACCAUGCUCACAAGGUGUUACUCCUCCUCAUGUGACGACGAGACGCCUUGUUACUCUUAUGCCUGUCCUCGAAGACGGGGUGCACAGCCUCAGUUAGCUGCACCAGUUGAAGAGAGCACAGAUCAAGAAACGGAUGCAUGGAACGCAACUGUCCCCCCAGAACUUCUCAACACUUUACCAGAGAGCGAAAUCAAUCGCCAGAACAUUAUUUACAAAGUCAUCAGCAAAGAAAAACAAUACCUCAAAGAUCUAGAUACCAUAGAAUCGCUAUUUAUUCGUCCUCUGCGUACCGCUAACCCUCCCAUAAUCCGUGCAGGUGAAGUCGAUGACUUCAUCGAAGACGUCUUCGGCAAUGUCCUCGACUUGCGUGAAUGCAAUCGACGAUUGUUGGAAAUGCUGAACAUCCGACAACGUGAACAAGCCCCAGUCAUCCGUGAUAUCGGUGAUAUCUUCUUGGAAUCGGCAACCGAAUUCCGGCUGGCAUAUCCCAUCUACAUUGGACACCUUCCCGUCGCAGAGAAACGGAUGAAGGAUGAAUUGGAACAUAACGCUGAGUUCCGGCAAUUUUUGGACCAAUGCGCUCGUCACCCCGACGCACAUCGUCUGGAUUUGAAGCAUUUCUUGAACCGACCUUCCGAACAUCUCCAGAAAUACCCGGUCACGCUCGAGGCUAUCUGCAAUGAGACGACUGAUGGCAAUCCUGACGCAGAGUUCUUGAAGGAGGCUAUUGAAGCCAUCAAGAAGUUGCAGACGAUUGCUCAGCUGUGGACCUUCCAAUCUAGUAUGGGUAAGGGCCCUGCAGGGAAGUUGGAAUGGCACAACCUUGUAUCUGAGGAAAUACGCAAGGCUCUUCCAAAGAAAGAAGCGAAGCGUCAGAACAUCAUCUUCGAGCUCAUCAAGGGAGAAAUGGACUAUGUCAAAGACCUUGAAAAUAUCGAGACGAUGUAUGUCGCGCCUCUCCGUGAGAUGGACCCUCCGAUUAUUUCUCGAGACCGAUUACCUCAGUUCAUCACUGACGUGUUCCACAAUUUUGCUGAGCUGCAUGCACACCACCGCAAGAUGCUCAAUACGUUCCAUGAGAUCCAGCGUGAAGAACAUCCGGUCAUCAAAAGUGUCACUGCCGCCGUCUAUGACGCCGUCCUCAAUUUCCGUGAAGCUUACAUGGAGUAUAUUCCCAACUACCCCAUUGCUGCUUAUCGCAUUGAUGAGGAGAUGGCGAAUAAUCCGCAAUUCAAGGACUUCGUGGAUAAAUGUACUCGGCAUCCUGACGCACAUAGACUGGACAUGAAGAACUUCAUCAAUCGACCCAUCCCUCGUCUCCUUCGUUACGAGCUUCUUCUUAAGAGUAUCUUGGAUGAGUCGCCAGAAGGUCAUGAAGACAGAAAUACUAUACCUCUCGUGCUCGAAGCCAUCAAAGCAUUGGGUAAGGAGACAGAGCCAGGUGUCGUCUCAGCCAAACAGAAGGUCGAAGUUUGGCGAUACAACUCGAAUCUCGUCUUCAAGUCCGGCGAAUUCAUUGACAUGGACCUCUUGAAUGAGAAUCGGUCGUUGAUACAUGCAGGCAGGCUCUUGCGCCAGCCUGAUACAGGAUUCGAAUUCGGCGGUUGGACCGAGCUAUUCGUGCUCCUCUUUGAUAACUAUUUGGUGAUGACGAAACCCAAAGAGAAGGACGGCGUCACCAAGUACAAUGUCUAUCGCAGGCCGAUCCCUCUUGACUUGCUGACACUGGCCAAUUUCACCGACCAACCUACUCAGCGUAGUUCCAGUAUUCUGCGAACAAGGCUUCGUGGCGAGAAGCAUGAAGUAUCCAACUCCAACGGGGGCCCCGCAAAUAGUCCGGAUGCCGCCACCGAUUCUCGUCUUGUAUUCCCAUGCACGAUUCAUCACAAUGGCCGCCUAGGGGGCUUGUACACCGUAUUUGCCGAAUCUCUACAAGCUCGUAAUGAGUGGAAACAGAAGUUGGAUGAAGCUAUUGGACUUCGAAAGGUCGUGCAGGAAUCUAACAAGGUCUUCGAGGUCGAAACUCUCAGUGCAGAUACCUUCUUGGCGCCAUCGCCUAUGUCCAACGCUGGUGGACAAUCAUGGAAUCACGAAGGUGCCUAUACCGGGAAAGUCACUUGUUCAGUUCCGUUCACUACUGCAGACGGCCGUGGAUUAGUCGCUAUCGGAUGCGCGGAGGGUGUCUGGAUUGGAUUCCGACAUGAUUCUAGAUCGAUGCGACGCGUACUUCACUUGAAGAUGGUAACGCAAUGUGCCAUGCUGGAAGAGUUCGGCAUCUUCUUGGUUCUUGCAGACAAGUCGCUUUUCGCAUAUCAUAUCGAGGCGCUGGUGCCAUCUUCUCCGCAGAGCGCACAUACGUCUCAAACACCCCAGAAGCUGAGUGGGAGCAAGGAUGUGCACUUUUUCAGUGUCGGCAACUUGAACAACCGUACUCUGGUUAUCUACAUGAAGAAGAAAGGCUUGGACAGCGUCUUCCGUGUUCUCGAACCGGUUCUCGGCAAAAUCAACGAACGCGCGGAGGCUCCUCGAACUUUCGGCUCUCGUCUAGGAUUGCGAUCGCAGCGAUCAGAUUGGUUUAGGGUUUACAGGGACUUCUUCCUUCCAUCCGAAUCCUUUGAUUUGAUAUUCCUGAAAGCCAAGAUCGUGAUUCUCUGCACGAAGGGCUUCGAGAUCAUGGAUCUUGUAGACUUCAAGAGUGUAACUAUUCCUCAACGCGAAGACCCUCGUCUGGAAAAGUUGGCCAAGAGAUGUGAAUCAUGCAAACCGAGGGGUAUGUUCCGAUCGAGCAAGGAUGAAUUUUUGCUAUGUUAUGAUGAGUUCGGUCUUUACGUCGACCGACAUGGUGAUCCGAGCCGCUCAAUCCAGACGAUUGAAUGGGAGGGCACGGCAGAACACGUUGCAUGGCAUCCUCCCUAUGUUCUCUUAUUUGACACUCGUUUCAUCGAAAUUCGACAUGUCGAAACGGGACGACUCGCACAGAUCAUUCCAGGGAACGAUAUGCGUUGCAUUUGGGAUGGCCGUGGCACGACAUCACUUCCACCUGCUAGUCCUGGACCAGAUGGAUGGAACGAAACGAUCUCUCAGGAGCCUCGCGUUCAUGGUGUCAUGAACGCCCCAGACUCUAAUCCGCAAUCUGGACAAUCUCGAGCAGUAGCAGCAAGGCCGGUUGUGCAGCAUGUCUUCGAGCUCAUUCCGACUAUACCACUGUAUCUGCCGGGCUCAUUAUCAUCACCUUCGCAUUCAACGUAUUUCCACCAGUCAAAUUCCCCACCGCACUCACCACAGCUUAAUCCGUCGUUGGCUUGGAGAUGAUGUAUACAUGGAAUACUUAUUUACUUGCAUUGUAUCAAUAUAAUGUUUGUCAUGUGUUUUCUAAUCACAACCAUUUAUUCUAGACUUGGAUCACUAUAUCGGUGCGAAGUGUCUGAAUGGAUUGGCUACUUUUUCUG
This is a messenger RNA of Somion occarium, 5239 nucleotides long. The record is from the annotation of a GenBank genome assembly. Lineage: Eukaryota; Fungi; Basidiomycota; Agaricomycetes; Polyporales; Cerrenaceae.